Besnoitia besnoiti is the source of this 4323-nucleotide messenger RNA. RefSeq lists its product as uncharacterized. The record is from RefSeq and is a predicted model, not a curated record. NCBI's taxonomy places the organism in Eukaryota, Apicomplexa, Conoidasida, Eucoccidiorida, Sarcocystidae. Bases 1 to 4323 code for a protein of 1440 amino acids. The transcript has 5 exons.
AUGGCUCCAGUCCGUGAACAUGCGAGGUCGUUCUGCACAGCAGUGAGUGGUUACUAUUGCGGAAGCGGCAUGCGCGCGGCGGCCUCAGAGCUUGUCCCUCUUUCUCUCACUGCUUCUUUCAGGCUUGCAGGCGAGGACGAGGCGGCGAACCCGCGGCACUUCCGCGGCUCUACGUCCUUCGGAGAUCACUUCUGCUGCCCCUUUACUCCGCUUCCGUCUCACCCUCCCCUGUUCGCUCUCGGCCGAACGCGUUGCGGACUGUCGCACUCUCUUCCUCUCUCUUCGUCGCCUCUUUGUUCGUCUUCAUCCAUCUCGCUGUCCUCCCUAUAUCCUCUUGACUCUCACGGCGGUUCCUCUUGUGGUUUGCCGUCACCCCGAAGUGUGACUCGAGUCGCAUGCAGUGUCUCCCAAGGAGGAGAGGCAGCCUGUGGCGCGGCGCGGACACAGGGCGAGCGCGAGGAAAUGGCGACGACCGUACGCGAGGCGUCGGGCGAGCCGAAACAAAAAGACGGAUCAGCGGACGAAGGAGUGGCAAAGGGAGACAAAAACGGUGAGGGAGGAAUGGCAGGACACCGAGGCGUGGAGGCAGUGGAUAGCACCAGGAUUAGCGCAGAGGAGAGCUCGCAGGAAGAGACGGACGCGCAGCUGUGCUCAUGCUCUCCGUGCUUGGAGGUGGAGACUCGAAGCAAACGCAGAGGAGGUUCAGGCUCCUCGUCUCUUCCGGUCUGUGCGGGCGCCCUGGCGUGCUGCGCCGUCGGCGGGGUUUACGUCUGGCUGCAGGAGGCGAGAGGCCUCUCUCUCGCAGUUCUCUCGUUCCACAUACAUUUCGCGCCCGAGGACGGCGGGGAUGAGUCCGCCUCAUCCUCUUGGUCGCUCUCUCUCACGCCGUCGCCCGCGGGGCAAGCGUCCGCGACGGCGCCGACCCGGGAGAGGCGGUGGGGGUAUAGCAGAGGGCACUCGCCUGCUGCGACGCGGUCGUCGGCCGCGCGCGGCUUCCUGGAUGUCGAGUGCUGCUACGCCCUUCUCCUCCCUAUUGAGCAGAAACCGGAGCCUCUUUUGAUUGCAGGCGUCCUUGCCCCGCUGUUUCGGCCGCCGAUCGCUCCUUCGUCCACGCACACCGCCUCUCUCCGGCGUCGCGUUUCCGGCGCGUCGGGCGGCGGGGCCUGGGCCUUCGGUUGGACGCCUGUCUCCGCGCCCGGCAAGCGGGCACCAGUCUCCUUUCCCUUCGCCGUCACCAGUCGGCGCGCUGGCGUGCGGGUGGGUUUGCGGGCUCACGAGACGGCAGCCGAGCUUCUCUUUCAGAUCCGCGCGUCACCGUUCUUCACGCACCUCGUCGAGCUCGCGCUCUACGAACUUUUUGAGCGCUUUCUGUCCGGCUUCAAACGCGAGUUGCGCGCCCUCGCGCCGUUCAAAGCCAGCCGGAGUGCCCAGACGCCGCCCGCGAAUGGGCUCGCCCAGGCCGGGGUCGCAGGCGCCAGUCCGCAGCGAGACGCGAACGGGGAGUGUCGCAGCGGAGUCUCAGGGGUCUCUGCUUCGUCCACGCUUCCGCACCAGAAGAGAGGCUCCAUGGAGAGCGAGAACGUCGGCGAUCCGACAGAGGGCUGGGCGGCGGCGGCUGGCGCAGCACUCAUGCGCCACCGAGAGGAGGGGUUGCAGAGGAGAGAAAUCGGUUUGCAGUCAUCUCGGUUCUCCCCGUCUGCGUGCUCGGGGCCUUGCUCUGCGGAGCAGAAAGGCGCGAAUCGUAAUGAUUCCGGGAAAGAAACCAGGCAACAAAGACUCCCGCGCGCCCCCUCCCCACCGGCGAAGGCCUAUGUGCUCAGUUUGCCGCAGGCGCAGGUGUCUACGGAGAACGAGGAAGCGCGGCGAAGGCGCCACCAGGGGGGGGCAGCGCCGCAGCAAACCUCGCGCGUGUUGCAGCGGACGAACAGAGGAGACUGGGAGGAUGCAGAGAGGGCCAGAGAGGCUGGUAAAGAAAUGGCGUCGCAGAGGAAACUCGCGGCGAGCGAUGGACGAGAACUAGCCCAACCAGGAAGCGAGGAAGCGAUGGGGCCGCGCAGAUCGCGCGACGCACGGAAAAAGGACCGAGACAGGGAUGAAUUCGGCAAGGCGUCCGCAAGAUACGAGGAUAGUCAUGGCGGCGCGAAGCAGGCUUACGGCAUUGCAGAGGCGGAGAGACGUGCGUGUGCGCUCUUCAGUCUCGAUCGCCUUUUGCGAGCUGAAGACGUCUCUGAAGCCUUUUCUCUCGUGGCUCCACGAGCGCAUCCGUACCGCGUGCCGGUCCCCUCUCAGUUGUCUUCCGGUCCCUCUCUCUCGCCUUCAUCUGGCUCAGAUGUCCCGCUUCCUUCGUCUGCAUCCUCUCGCUCCGUGGCUCGCGCUGGGUCACAUGGAGCAUUGUCUCCCCAUCCCGCUGCGUCCUCGCCUUCUGCCGAGCUGUCGCUGCAGCAGCGGUUUGCUGUAGCCCAGGAAGCGCUGACCGCGCUGCCGGGCGGGGCGGCUUUGUAUCUUUUUCUCCAUCUUCUUUCGCGGCAUAGCCUCGCGCGGAAGCUCGUGCGCUUCGUGCUCGCGCUCCUGGUUGCCUAUCCGGCGCGGAAGAGGGCGGAAAACAGCGCGUGCGAGGCGACCGGGGAUCCGACUGAAAGUGCGAAGGCUCGGCAGGCGUCUGUGCAUGCGCUACGGGAAGGAAACUGCGAAGAGGAUAUCGUCGUGCCGUGGUCGGGAGCAGGAGGGGCCCCCGCACUGUGGGCUCCGCCGGCGCUGUUUCAGGAGCGAAGACGAAGCAGGUCGCACGCAGCGAGGAGUCGCGCAGAAGAGAAACCUGCGCGAGAAGGCGAGCAGCUCCACUCUCAAGUGGAAGAGGAGGAGGGCUCCCGAAGAGCCCAGAAAGCGAAGCACGGCCAGCGUGCGGAGGAACGCGCGGAGAGACAAGCCGACGCAAAAGCAGACGAAGAGAGGGCCAUCUUUCAGCUUUACCGAGAUGUUGUGGCAAUCGUUGAGGACUGUCUUUUGAGUUCGCUGGUUCAUCUGCAGUGGCUCCGCGUUUUUCAGUUGACAAGUGUCCUCGCGCUCGAUCUGCCUGCUUGGCUCUUUCGCCUCCGCCCUCAUAUCUGUCGCGUCUUUUCGCUUGACGGGCCGUGCGGAUUGCUUCCGUCUCCGGAGUCCGCCCCGGUGGUGUCGCCCUGUUGUUCGCACUCGCAGUGCCUAUUUCUGCAGGACGACCCAGCAGUGCCGUUUGAGCGCGUUGUCUUGUCGCUUGUAAGCCAGCUCGGUCUCAGCGCUCGGGGCUUCGCGUCUCGCUCGAUCUGGUCUGCCGCGCAGUGGCGAGCUUGCCUUCUGGGCUCUCGUUCGUUGCCGUCCCUCUGUCGUACGACGGAGAUGGGUCGCCUACACCAAGGCUCUCUUCUUGCGCGUACGUCUUCUCGCGCCUCGUCUCAUUUCGGGGUCGACGCAUCGCUUGCUAUUUCAGAUUCGGCAGAGGCGGCCCCGGCUCCGACUGCUUGUCGAGAGGGAACGGAUCUGCAGUCAGAAGAGGCUGACGCCCGAGUUCUUGCUGCGUCGCCUUCCGCAUGCGAGUGGAAGCGGGGCAGUUACGCAGCCGUCUCUGGGGCGUGGGUUCACCUGCCUAGCGUGAGGGGGCUCACUCCUUCGCCUGCUCCGGCCUCGCCGUUUCCGCCCCCGACGUUUCGUGAGUUUAGGGCCUGCACUCAGCGUCCUCAUGCUGGUCUGCAUGCGCAAGUGUCUCCACCUUCUUCCUCUGUGCCUCUGCCUCUUCCCGAUGGGUGGUUCACACACAAGCAGGUCUACAGGGGUCGCCUCGCUAGCUCCUUUAGUCCGCGGACGAACGCGAGGGCGGGGGCGCCGUCGCCUCCGGCGGGGCUGCCACAGAGACUUGGGAGGCGGGUGCAGCCGAACUUCGUGUCGGGGAGCGAGGGCGAGUACAGUCUCAGGGCGGCGACGGAAAGUCUGACGGCUUUCUUUCUCCACGUCUUCGUCAGAGCCGACCUGCCUGUGCUGGCGUUGGCGCUCCUCGUGGCCGCAGGCGACCGCGAGGGAGUGAGGAGAAUUCUUUCUCUCUCGCCGUCGUUGCGACUGCGCAUUCAGAUGAAGCAAGAGGAAAGCAACGGGCGCGUCUCGGCUUCCGCGGACACGACCGCUCAGCAGCCGAGCAAGGCAGCGGCGCUAGAAAGCGGGCAUCCUGGAGGACGCAGUCGAGAAGACGCGAAGACUGCAGGAGGGGGUGCAGUGCGCAGGAAGCAAAACCGAGACGGCCGGCGGGUGGGCAGCAAUGUCUCGCUCCUUGCGAGAGCUGCUUUUCGUCAUGGCUGA